AUGGCUGAUUACGAAAAACAGUUUCAAGAAGAUUUAGAAAGGGCACAGGCUCUGAGUCUAGAAUCUCUGGCACUGGAACAAUUCAAAACUAAAAAAUUACAAGAAUUAAACAGAUCUGCGACAACUGCAAAUGUUUCUAACAGACCAAAGACAACUUCAGUUACUAGAGCUUCCUCAAUGAGUGAAACUGAUUCAAGUCAAAUAAGAUAUGAUCGGCAGCAGAGUAAAUCACGACCUAGACCAGGAGUUCAAACUAGUUCUACAAAUCCUCUUUUGGCACCUCCUCCUCCCUCCCAGCGUAAAAAUAGUACUUCAAGUGGUCCUGAUCCACCAGAUUUAAUUUCAUUUGCCAGCCCUCCACCUAUUACUUCUACAUCUAGUGACAUCAUCGAUUUCUGUAAACAACAAAACUAUAGUCAACAACAACUCGUGCUGUCAUCACCAAUGGUUCAGCAACAACCCUCACAUUUCAAAUUUUGGCCUCACAUGGCUAUGACAUCUCCAGCUACUGCCUUCCAAACCAACAUUCCUUCACAGACGAUGAUUUAUCCUAACGGCGGAUAUUUUUCAUCUCCUAUAUCCAGACCACAGUAUCCUUUAAGCAACAUAUCCAGUCCAGUCAUUCCAAGAGUACCAUGGGGUAAUGCAGGAACUCCCCCAAGUAAUAUUACUCCUGUUACACCAUCACCUGGAUUGGGAACAUCACCUUCUGGGUUGAGAACUCCUGGUUCAGGUGUGGUGAACGUAAAUAGUGGUAGUUCUACGCCACAACCAUUUAUUAGCCCUACAAAUAGUAUUAGGAGCAUCAGUUCUGCCGGAUCCAUUCAUCAACUGCAGACGCCACCAGCUCUGCCGCCAAAAAAUCAACGAAGACCUCCCCCACCGUUGAUAGUUCCUAAAAGUUUAUCAGUAUCUUCGAAGUUGUCUUCUUCAUCAUCAUCUUCUUCCGUAAAAUCGGAAAGAGAUAAAAGUAUUAUUAAAGAAAAAGUAAGCAAUUCUCCGAAUUUGAUAGAUUUGGCCCAUGCUGAUGAUAGUGGCGAUAGCGUGAGAGUCAGUAUUUUACAAGAAUUCGAUCCGUUAUCGGAGUCGUUUUAUAGCUCUGUGAAUGCCAGAGCUAUUAGUCCGGAUUGUUCAGUCGAUGAUACCAUGUCAAUUUGUAAUAGUGUGUAUGAAGAAUAUGAUCCUUAUGAUUUUAUAUACACCGGCUCUGGAAAUAACAGUUUAUCAGAUCCAAUUUAUGCUACCGUAAAUAAACCCGAUAAUACACCAAUGUCGCCUGGAUUGUCUCGGAUGUCCACCAUAGAUAGGAGAAGCUUUAAAUGCGUUAAAAGGAAUCUUUUGAAUAUCAUUGACGAAAUUAAUAAUAGAUCGGUGACUAAGGAUCCGGAUUUACAAACAUUUUACAGUAUGGUGUACAACAUAAGGAAACAAUACAAAUAUAACGAUCCUGAUACAAAUAUGGGUUUAGUUAUCAGCCCAAUGGUAACUUAUCAGUACAGUGAUGGCUUAAGUAUAAAAUUACAGGUCCACCCAGAUUUUGAAGGUGCUGAUUUCAAUCAACCCAUUAGUUUCACAUGUGACGUGAACUCAAGCGUAGAACAUGUAACUCUACAAUUGACUUAUGGACUUGACGCGCCAUCUACCACUCAAUAUACCCUUAAAGUUUGGGGUAGUAAUGAAUAUUUAGUACCGACAACAUUUCUUAGUGAUUACGAAUACGUUCAUGAUUGUAUCAAAUUGGAUGAGGAUGUCAUUUUAAUUUUAAUUCCAGAUUCUAAAAAGGAUAAAUCGUUUGCUAGAACGAUUGCAGACGAUAAUGAUGACGAAACUUUAAAGUUCGAAAACAUAAUACCAAAUGAUGUGGUAGUGAGGAUUACGUACGAAAAACUAAAAAUAUUAUUAGAAACCGUUGAAAAUGAAAUGAAAAAACUGGAAGACGCAGCUCAGCAGUUGGAACGAAGUACUAAUCCUUCGGUUAUGCCGGCAGUUCAACCUUUGAACGUCAUUCAGUCUGUUAAAUAUAUAGUCAAUUUAAUGGGGGAUUUGUGUACUAUUGAUAUAAUGUAUACUGUGGAUGCUUUAGAGGAAGCUUGCCGAAAUUUUGUACCGUUAAGUGGUACCUCCUUUUCAGAAUCGGUUAUCAACAACUGUAACAAAAUUCGGUUUGCUGUUCAAAAUCUGAUUGAAAUGUACUCUCAAGCAUUUUGCGUCGAUUUUGAGCUUAACAACACUUCGUCCAGUGAAUCCACGAGGUAUGUUCAUGACAUAAUGGAUUCUGUAGUAGUGAGAUUGUGUGCUAUAUAUCGACCAUCUUUUGAACGAGAACAUGAAGAAUAUACCAUAACCGCACAAAUUUAUCACGGAACAAAGAAAACAGGUAGAUCUUUGUGCACCAAACCUACUAAAAAGCUAGAAAGGGAUAAAUAUUGGCCAGCACGAAUCGUUUUGGAUAGUUGGUUGGAAUUCGAGGACGUACCUAUAAACAGUUUAGCUCGAGAAUCUCGUUUAGUUUUACAAAUUUUUGGAAGAACGUUAGUUAUGUCAGAUGGUGAAGAGAACAAAAACUCGAACGCUCCCACAUAUAAGGAAGAAGAACUUGGUUGGGCGGCAGUCCAAUUUUUUAACUAUCAGAGCACAAUGAUUCAAGGCACUUUACUGCUGUCGAUAUGGCCAAAAGAAUCAAAUUACAUUAACGAUCAUAUUUACGGACCGGCUCCAGCUAUCGGUAUCCAUCCAGACCCGGAUCAUUCAGUUAUUGGCAUAGAAAUCGUCACUCCUACUAAAAUACAAUUCCCCUCCAUUUCUCCAGAUUUAUACAGUAACGUUACUAAAGGAGACUUUUCGAGUUUGGACAAAGAAACGCAACAACUGCUGGUAGACGCUUGCGAUCAAGAUUUGUUGUACAGGUUUUCACCGGAAAUUCGUGAGAUAUUAUGGGAAAAACGUCACUACCUGUACCAUCUCCCAACGGCUCUUCCAAAAGUUCUCCUAGCUGCCCAUAGCUGGGAAUACGUCCAACUUCCGGAUCUACAUGGGAUGUUACACACUUGGACACGAUUAAAGCCUAUUCAAGCUUUGGAACUGCUCCUACCGGUGUACCCAGAUUUAGAGGUUAGGAAAAUGGCCGUCAGGUGGAUAAGGGGGCUUACUAAUGACGAACUGGUGGACUAUUUACCUCAACUAGUUGUAGCGUUAAGGCACGAAACGUACGAGAAUUCUCCGUUGGCUCAGUUUUUGUUAGACAGGGCCUUGAGAUCGCCCAGAUUCGCACAUUAUUUGUUUUGGUUGUUAUGUCAUAGUUUACCAGGAGAUUCACCACAGAACUGUACUUCGGAAGUAAGACAUAAAGAAGUUGUAGAAAUAGGUAUUAGUGAAUUUAGACACCACAGAAGACUGAAAUUAUUAUUAAGGGCUCUAUUAGCAAUAUGCGGCAAAUCGUUAGGCGAUUGCUUUUUAUAUCAACAGUCUUUAGUUAAGAAACUAAAUGACAUAGCCGAAGAAGUACAAAAAACCAAAGAAUCGCAUCGUUUAACUGUCUUACACAACGCCUUAGGCCAAAUCCAUAAAGACCUCCAGGAAACCCCUACUAGUUUACCCCUUUCGCCGACACUUAGAGUCAAAGGGGUCGACAUACAAUCUUGCUCUUACUUUCCUUCGAACACUCUACCUCUAAAGAUUAACUUUUGGAUGGAAGACAGUUCGAUAAGAGCGGCUAUUUAUAAAGUCGGAGACGAUUUGCAGCAAGAUAUGUUGACGUUGCAAAUGAUCAGACUGAUGGAUAAGUUGUGGUUGAGUAGGGGAUUGGAUUUGAAGAUGGUCGCGUUCACUUGCAUUCCCACGUCUAGACGAAAAGGAAUGAUUGAAAUGGUAACCAAAGCAGAUACGCUGAGAAAAAUCCAAGUCGAACACGGUUUAACCGGUUCAUUUAAAGACAAACCAAUCGCGGAAUGGUUAGCCAAACACAAUCCAUCAGAGUUGGAAUAUACCAGAGCCGUACAAAAUUUCACAGCAUCGUGCGCCGGUUAUUGUGUGAUAACUUAUAUUUUGGGUAUCGGCGAUAGACACAACGACAAUAUUAUGUUAAAAACCUCCGGACAUCUAUUCCAUAUCGAUUUUGGAAAGUUUUUGGGCGACGCGCAAAUGUUUGGAAACUUCAAAAGGGAUAGAGCGCCUUUUGUUUUGACAUCUGACAUGGCGUAUGUCAUAAAUGGGGGAGACAGGCCGACCGAGAAGUUUCAUCAGUUCGUCGAUUUGUGCUGUCAAGCGUUCAAUAUCAUUAGAAAUAAUAGGAAUUUAUUUUUAUUUUUGAUAACCUCAUCUGGUAUAUGCAGGAUAACGCCUGAGUCGAUUAGUUACAUGCACAAAGCGUUGUUGCCGGAGUUAUCGAAUCCCGAAGCAGCUGCUUAUUUUACUCGUCUUAUAGAAGAAUCUCUAAAAACUCGCUUUACGCAAUUCAACUUUUUCUUACACAAUUUAGCCCAACUUAAAUUCACAGCGGAGAAUAAUGAAGGGUCGUUGCUGUCAUUCGUUCCGAAGACCUACAGCCUGGCCACAGACGGUCAAUUAGUUCAUGUUGAGGUAGUCAACUACAGAAAAAGAUACGAUCCUGAUAAAUAUUACGUGUAUAUUCUUAGAGUGUAUAGAAAGGAUCAGAACCAACCUAUGGAAAUACAAAGGACUUACAAAGAAUUCUGCGAGUUACAUCAGAAGUUAUGCAUUUACUUUCCUCUAGCGAAGUUACACAGUUUAUCAACUGGUCUUCACAUGGGACGCUCAAACAUUAAACAAGUUGCUCAAAGGCGCUUCCACGAAAUCAGUCUUUUCGUCAAAUCUUUGUUUUUGUGCGCUCACGAAAUAGCUCAUUCCGAUUUAGUAUAUACCUUCUUCCAUCCUUUACUAAGAGAUCAACAGCUUUCAGAAGAAUAUUCCAAAAAAGUCAAAGAUCGCGCAGAUUUUCAAGGCGAAUCGGGCCGCCUUAAAGGUCAGUUGAAAUUAGCCUUACAAUAUAGAAAAGGAGUGUUUAGCGUUAUGGUUCAUCACGCAAGAGGAUUACCGAGAUCGAGCAAUGGACAAGAACCAUCGACUUAUGUCAAAGUAUAUUUACAGCCCGAUCCGCAGAAGAACACCAAGAGAAAAACCAAAGUUGUUAAGAAGAAUUGUCAUCCUAGUUUUAUGGAAAUGUUGGAAUAUCGUAUGACAUUGGAAAUAAUAAAAAUGAGACGAUUACAAGCGACCGUGUGGAGCUACGACGCCUUACAGGAGAACGAGUUCAUGGGCGGCGUCGAAUUAGAUUUAAGUACAUUAGAUUUAAGCGAAGAAACCAGCGAAUGGUAUUCAUUGAUAAAUCUCAGCAGAUAG
Messenger RNA from Psylliodes chrysocephalus, 5358 nucleotides. Lineage: Eukaryota; Metazoa; Arthropoda; Insecta; Coleoptera; Chrysomelidae. The record is from the annotation of a GenBank genome assembly.